Messenger RNA from Drosophila innubila, 1550 nucleotides. RefSeq names its product protein RRNAD1. NCBI's taxonomy places the organism in Eukaryota, Metazoa, Arthropoda, Insecta, Diptera, Drosophilidae. Bases 40 to 1479 code for a protein of 479 amino acids. The record is from RefSeq and is a predicted model, not a curated record. The transcript is spliced from 6 exons.
CAUAUGAGGAACAGUUCUUCCUAGUCUUUAAUACAAUCCAUGCAUCAAAGCUCGUCAAACAACAUGAUCGAUAUUUCUAACAAACUAGACACCUGUUUGAAUGUGGUUAAAAAAUACGAAUGGUUAUUAAAUUCCUAUGUAUCGGACUUUUAUGUGGAAGAUCAUUGGAACAAACUUCCGUUAAGUUGGCAGAAGCAUUUGGAACAGUUGCCAGUAGAAUCGCUGUCCGAACUAUUGCAAAGCGAUGUUGAUGUGGAUGUCGAUGUGGGUGUCCAGGUGACAAGACGUUCCCUAUGGCCCUUGGAGCUUUUGGCCUUGCGGCAGGUGUUGUGUUCAUUGGACAUUAGUCGGACACCAAAGAGGCAGCUAGAAGUUGAAUUGCCGAGUUGCCCACUCCUGGAGCAUCGGAAGCUGAAGCACAUGUUCAUGAAAUGCGUUAAGCCAAAAAAGUCGCACGAGAUCAAAAGAAUGGCUGCAAUCUGUGCCCGAAGCUGUCAACAGAACUCAAUUGACUUUGUGGUGGACUUCGGUGCUGGCCUCGGGCACCUUGCACGCAUCUUGGGCUACGGUUACGGCAUCAACGUCUGCUGCUUCGAAAUGCAGGCGAAUUUGAACCAACAAGCUCUGGCGAUUGACGCCAAAUUGGAGAGCAUGGCUGCAAAGCACUUGGAUGCCAGUGAACUUGCCAAAUUCAAGCGAUCUGCACAUCUUACACAGCGUCUUAGCAGCAGCACUAAGCCAACGGAGUUCAUCGAGAGCAUAAGGGAAGCAUUCCAGUUGCCAGACACGGACUUUCAAUUCGGUAUCAUUGGUCUGCAUCCAUGUGGAGAUCUAGGAGCCACUUUAAUGCGCAUGUUUCUAAACUGUGAGCAAGCAAAGUUUCUCAAUUUUGUCGGCUGUUGUUAUCAUAAGAUGAGCACACAGGAAUCACAACCCAAAAUGGAUUUACAUGGUUAUCCGCUCAGCUCGCAGCUCCGGCGACAACUGCAAACUGAUGCCCACAGUUGUCAGCUCAGCUACGAAGCACGGGAAAUCGCCUGCCAUGCCAUAGAAUUGUACUAUGAUCGCCUCAAAGCUGGCCAGCAUGAAUACCUGAAAAUUCACUCACUCCGUGCCGCUGCUGAGCGUAUUAUUGUCCAUCACUUUCCCGAUCUACGUCAUUCUGCCCUGCGCAAUGUGAAACAUGCCCCCGGAAUGACCUUUAAUGACUACUUUCAGAAAGCAGUCGAAGGUACGCGAUUUGCUGAACUGAAUUCAACUCAAUUAAAUAGUAAACAAAUAGAAACUGAUUUAUUGCAUUGGGAACGCAUCGUCUGCUUUUAUACGUUACGGCUGAUGUUGGCACCGCACGUGGAAAGUAUUAUUCUAUACGAUCGCGCAAUGUUUCUCCUGGAGAAAGGAUGUCAGGUUAACAUAGAGGCCAUUUUUGAUCCCCGAAUUUCACCCAGAAAUCAUAUAACUAGCGCCGUAAAGAAUUGAUCUUACAAACCGAUAUAUAACCUGUUGUUUUAUUAAUAACAUCUCUUGACAAUAAAAUAAAAAUUAGUAUA